This is a messenger RNA of Durusdinium trenchii, 705 nucleotides long. The record is from the annotation of a GenBank genome assembly. NCBI's taxonomy places the organism in Eukaryota, Dinophyceae, Suessiales, Symbiodiniaceae.
AUGUUCGAGCAUGUGCCUAAGCACGUGGCCAUAUGCCUCUCAGUGGGCGAGUACGCAGCGCUGACCUGCGCCGGUGUCUUCGACUUUGAGACAGGUCUUCGCCUCAUCAAGGCUCGUGCGGAGGCCAUGGAAUUCGAAGUCUCCGGGGCACGUCCUGGUGCCAAGGCGCAGGGAAUGUGCCUGGUAGUGGGCCUGGACAAGGAUUCGGUGGAGAAGCACUGCAAAGCAAGCUCCAGCAAGGGCGAGAACUGCCAGAUUGCUGCUUGCCUCUUCUCCCGUGCCUUCUCAGUCUCCGGCAGCCUUUCCGCUGUUGAGAGCUUCGUAGAGAAGGCAAAGGCUGCAGGAGCUUUGGACUGCGUCCUUUUGAAGCAAGCAGGUGCCUUUCACUCGAGUGAAAUGGCAGACGUGAGAAAUAUCCUGGUGAAGGAGUUAGAAGCGGUGAAAGGAAAAAUGAUGCCUCCUCGAUGCACGGUGUAUUGUAAUGCCAGCGCUAAAGCUGUCGGACCACAGAGCUCGGUACAGGAGAUUGUGAAGAUGUUGGCCGAGCAGAUGGUCUCACCCGUUUUGUGGGAGCUUUCCAUGCAGCAAGCCAUCAGCGAUGGAUGCACCGAGUUCUAUGAGCUUGGUCCUGGGACACAGCUGAAGGGCAUCAUGAAGCGCAUCGAUGGAAAGAUCGCAGACAAGAUGUCUAACAUCUCCGUCUGA